AGUACUCCGUAGAUACAUAAGAGCAAGUGAUCGAGCAUGUCCGCAUGUCCAUCUCUUACCCUCUCCUGCGACAACCUCUCCUGCAACAUCUGGUUCUGCUGCGGCAGUGCCAAAGAUCCUGAACCUUAUCCGCCGAAGCAGUCACAUGUCGUGACGGCGCCGCCGCCUGCUGUGCCAACGCCUUAUUAUGAGCCGCCGUCAGAACUGGUGCCUUCUCAUCAGGUGUCGCCGGCACGGGCGCCGCCGCCGGCCAUGCAACCGCCUUAUUAUCAGCUGCCGUCAGAAUUGGUGCCUCCUCAUCACGUGUCGCCAGCGCCGGCGCCCCAGGCACCGUCAACGGUGACGACUCAUGUGCCGGUGCCACCCUGCAACAGGGCGCGUGAGCCGCCGGCGCCUGCGGCGACACUAAUUCCUGCCGCCGUGCCAUCCAAGAGAUACGAGCCGCCUCAGCCGGCGCCUCGCCCGCCGGUGCCGCCCAACGAGACGCCUGUGCAACGGGUAAUGCCAUUGCCUGCCCGCCUGCCAUCCAAGAAAUACGAGCCGCCACCGCCUGUUACUGUCACGUCUCAACCGUCUUCACGGACAACAUGGCCUCCCCGUGUAAAGUCCAAGACGUACGUCGACGCCGGCGUGCCACCGGCCGUGUCGCUGCCGCCUCCGUCGACACCAAUAGCUCCUCGUGCUCAUGGGUCACGAUACCCGCCGGUGCCUCACCCUCAUCCCGGCGAUACGGAGCCCCGCAUCGAAUCUUAUUCGCAAGCGGCAAGCCUCCAUCAAGAAUACUAUUAGGUUCGGGAACAUGUCUGCGCGAGGGUGCGUCUGUCUGUCUGUGUACCAUAUCUGUUAUUCGCACCAUGCCACGCCAUCGUCGCAUGGAACUUAAUGUUGAGUAUAUAUGUUACGUGCAUUUUGCGUAUUGAGUUCAUCUCCUAAUUCUUUGUAUAGUUGAGAUACGUGGUCCAUCGUUGUACAUCAUAUAUACUAUUAUAUAUACGUGCAUAUGCAU
Messenger RNA from Triticum aestivum (bread wheat), 1006 nucleotides. RefSeq names its product vegetative cell wall protein gp1. Bases 37 to 789 code for a protein of 250 amino acids. Lineage: Eukaryota; Viridiplantae; Streptophyta; Magnoliopsida; Poales; Poaceae. The transcript has a single exon. The record is from RefSeq and is a predicted model, not a curated record.